AUGGGGUCAGAUAUGCCCCAGCAGUUUGACGACGUUUUAACCGAGUUGUUGAUUGAUAAAAUCAACCUAUGGUUCAAAACGUUUAAACUAAAUCCAAAUUAUAGCGAAACGGGUGUUUUGCGAGAUGUUCUUGUCGAUCUCGUUCAACGCCAUGUCAUCCAACCUAACAAAGUUACUAGCGCAGCGAGGGAGUUGCUCAAGAUUCCUUCGGUUCGUGAAGCUGCUGGUGUUUCUGCUGAGAAUGAAAGAGAAUUCAUAUCACAUGCAAAUAGAUAUUUCGAAAUGUACUUACCAAAUGCAGGUUGUGAAAUAGCAGAAACGCCGCGUUAUUCUGGUUCUGACAAACGAGAAGCAUGUAUAAUAGCAACAAAAAAAUGGCAAGCUGGUGAUGAAAUCAGAUUCUGCACUGGGGUUCUGGUUCCUAUCACAAGUGAAGAAGAAAGAGCUCUUGAAGGCGGACGAGAUUUCAGUAUAAUGUGGUCGACCAGAAAAGAUUGUAUGUGUUUACUUCUUGGGCCAGCUAGGUUUGUCAAUCAUGAUUGUAAUCCAAAUACACAUUUUAUUGCGACUGGGCAAAACACGAUCUCUUUUAAAUUACUCAGAGAUGUGGCAGUAGGCGAAGAGCUAACGGCUCAUUAUGGCGAAAAUUAUUUCGGCCAAGGCAAUGAAGAAUGCCUUUGUGUUACUUGUGAACAGAAACAAACUGGUGGCUUCAAGAAGGUCAGAGAUGAUACUGAGGAAGACACAGCCUAUGAAGGUUUAAGGCCUUUUGUAUAUAACGAUGGCAGGCUUGUGAGGCGCAGCAUGCGUCGGAACAAAUCUAUUCAUUUUAAUAACACUAGCAAAAGUAAAUGUAAACCCGCUCGCGUUAAUAUCAAAACUAUGGAGAUUACCGACGACGAAGACUUAGUAGAAAAUUCAAGCUUGGCUGAUGCAUUUUCUAAGAGAAAGAAGGGUGGCUUUGUAAGGAAUUUAAAUCAAGUUAAUUUACAAUUGCAAAACACUUCUGAUACAAUUUCUGCUCAACAGACAGAAUCCUUGUCACCAACACCAAUGGGUAUUGAUAUUGAUACUACUGCGAAUGAUCGUGUCACUUCCAUGCGAACACAAAUGAACGUUUACGAUCGCAUUCCACUUGAACGUCCCGUUUCUACUAGCAUACAACCUACCGUUAAUACUAAUUCUCCAGGACGUACUACCUCCACUAUCAGGAUAGAUGGCAGAAAUGGUCGUCCUGUAAAUUCGUCAUCUAAUACGAGAAAACGAACAUUUUUGGAACCUAUGAGUUUUAGAGCAAUGUUCUCGGCAACUCGUAUGCGCCCUAAUACGUCUUUUGAAGCGAUGAUGAACCCUUCUAGCAAAACAACCCAAACUGUUACUUAUUCGAGCGAUCAAUCAAGAAUUAAUUUAUCAUCAACUACAGUAAUUCAAGGAAACAAUUAUCAACCAUCAAAUAUUUCUAAUACAUCAAACAUAGAAAGCCGAGAUAGCAGUUCUACGUCAUCUCAGCGACCUAGCAGAGAACCUGAAAUUUUAUUACAUUCUACUUUAACAGAUUCUAGGGCAAACCAGGAUAUUACAACCGGACUUUCGAUUCAAUCUAAUGUAAUAAGUGAACAAUCGUCAAGAACAGCGCCAAAUUUCGAUCUUCAUAUAAGUCGUGGUAUUAAUCCUAUGUUAUCAAAAUUUCCUCGAUCAUCCAAUGAUAACAGACGAUCAUUUACGAAUAUUGAUGCAAGUAAUAAUAAAUCGAAUCCAGUUUUUAAUCUGCACGAAUCUGAAUCAAUGCAUACUACUGGAACCAAUAUCCACAAUCAUGGAGAAAAUACUACUACACCAAGGUAUAUUGUGGCUAACCAAAAUAAAAAUCUUGGAUUUAGUAGGCAGUGUAUAGCAUCGAAAUCGCCAUCUGUCUGUGAGAUAACGGGAUUUACUAAACCUCGGCCGAUAAAUUCACUUGAUCCAGAAUCGGGUGUAAGGUUAUCGGCUAAUCCAAAACUUAGAAUUUCUUGGGGGAUAGAGACAUCCCGACAAUUUUUAUUACCAGAGAAUAAAGCUUCGUGGCGUGGUCUAUCAAACGCAUAUAAUGGGACAGAAAACAGAUCGCGAGUCUCUAAUAGUAAUACUUCGCGAAUGUCAAUUGCUUAUUUAUGUAGCGGUGAUUUGUCUUGUCAAAAUGGCAUUUUGACUUCAUCGCGUAAUGAAAAUAGUCAAAAACCACCUUCAAAUUUCAAUGAAAAGCACAAUGAAAAGCAUAAUGAAAAGCAUAAUGUGAAAAGAUAUUGCCGAGUAUGUCAUGACAAAUUUGCGCCACUUCCGAUGGAUACAACUUCUUAUAAAUGUCCAAGGUGCUCGCGACAUUUUAGUUUAUAUAACCUUGAAUGGCCGUUGCGAAAACAACCUAAAGAAAAAGGGAAAGCCAAAGAGACUAAGAAUCGUGGUGAUGCUGCAAAUCGACGAGAAAAAAAAGCAACUUCAAUGGCGACGAUGAUGACGAUUACCAACAACAAUAACAAAGGAAAGGCUAAAGUGGUUAUACCUGCAACGCCUGCAACCCAUGCUGGAGACAAGAAAGAACAUAACGAAAGAAUGCAGGCGAUAAUUUUUGCAGAAAGCGACAUGGAGUGGCUCCCUCUUCCCGGUAUUGAUAAAGAGAAAUUUGAAGUAGGCGAGGAACAGCCCACCGCUGGAAGAGCUUUCAGCGUUUCGAUGAAACGCAAAAAAAACGAAAAGUCAACCAUUAGUGAAGUAUGGUACAAACCAUUCCUAAGAUGGAGCACCAGUACCGGAUAUGUGCACUUAAACUCAGUCUGGCGUUACAUUGAGAACCAUACUUCGGACGAUAACAAUAACAACAAUCUGAGAGCGAUAAAAAAGAAAGUUUGUAAAACAUCUCAGAGCGACUUCGAAGAAAACGAUUUCCGUGCUGCAUCCUUACAGGGAGGUUAUGCAACUUUUCAGGGUGACUGGGUUCCAUAUGAAGACGCCCAGAAGAUCGUCGAAGAACUCGGUCACUCCGAGUUACUUCAAAAGUUUAUUUUGCCUCCCAGCGAGAAUGUGACUGCGACCCCGUCUGCUCCUUUGGAAGUCGUUACCUUUAAGAGGAGUUAUGAGGAAAUAGAUGCAGAGGAUUCUGAUGUCGAACCUUCGCAGAAAAAGAUACAAUCGAUCGUUCCAUAUCAACAGCAUUCAUCGUUGGCCGUGGACUACAUUGCAGAAAAACAAUAUCUCGGUUCUCUUUGCCAACAAGAGUAUUGGACUUAUACAGCUUGUAUAAUCUUCUUGAGGCCAUCUUUUCUUUUCGUGAUGAGUUAUCCAUUCAUUGAAUGCUAA
Molecule: messenger RNA, 3333 nt
Organism: Funneliformis geosporum
Lineage: Eukaryota; Fungi; Glomeromycota; Glomeromycetes; Glomerales; Glomeraceae
Source: the annotation of a GenBank genome assembly